Messenger RNA from Platichthys flesus (European flounder), 2879 nucleotides. RefSeq names its product serine and arginine rich splicing factor 2a (gene srsf2a). The coding region runs from base 224 to 877 and encodes 217 amino acids. The record is from RefSeq and is a predicted model, not a curated record. NCBI's taxonomy places the organism in Eukaryota, Metazoa, Chordata, Actinopteri, Pleuronectiformes, Pleuronectidae. Gene Ontology annotation, molecular function: RNA binding. The transcript is spliced from 2 exons.
CGAGGAAAGGGGGCGAAAGGAAGCUUUGUUGCCGCCAUUUCACGUGAGAGCAACGCGGUGACAGCGACUGUCAGAGUAAAAGAACAACAACAACAACAAGUGCACCGCGUGAGAUUUAAAUCAACCCGCUGGAGCUUUUCAGGAGCGAGGGACACCGGGAUAUCUUGCUGUUUGGGCCGGAUUCAGUGUGAAGGGGCCGGUCGUGGUGCUCAGGGAGAACAGGAUGAGCUACGGAAGGCCGCCGCCAGACGUGGAGGGGAUGACCUCCCUCAAAGUGGACAACCUCACCUACCGGACGUCCCCGGAGACCUUGCGCCGGGUGUUCGAGAAGUAUGGCCGCGUCGGGGACGUGUACAUCCCCCGGGAUCGCUACACUAAGGAGAGCCGCGGCUUCGCCUUCGUGCGGUUCCUCGACAAGCGCGACGCCGAGGACGCGAUGGACGCGAUGGACGGCGCGCUGCUGGACGGGCGGGAACUCCGGGUGCAGAUGGCCCGCUACGGACGACCGCCGGACUCCAUGUACAGCCGGAGGGGAGCUCCGCCACGCAGAUACGGAGGACGUUCUGACAGCCCCCGGCGCCGCAGACGUAGCCGCAGCCGCUCCAGGAGCAGGAGCCGUUCCCGAUCCAGGAGCCGCCAUCACUACAGCCGCUCCAGGUCCCGCUCCUACUCCAGGUCGAGGUCCAAGUCCAAGUCUAAGUCUAAGUCCAGAACCCCGAGGAGGAGCAAGUCUAAGUCCCCCUCCAGGUCUCGCUCCCGCUCCAGAUCCAAGUCAAGGAGUCGAACCCCACCCUCCAACAGGGGGUCCAAAUCCAGGUCCAGGUCCAAAUCCAAGAGUAGGCCUAAAUCACCAGAGGACAACGAAGCUGAGCCUUGACCCCAACAUGGACGCAACAUAACGGUAUUCAGGGGGAAGGGUGGAUGAUGAAUGUUACUUGUUAUGGUCAGAUUGUAGUUGCUCAUCACUAGUUUUCUGCAGUCUUGAUGCUACAUUACAGUAAUUUGCACACAAGCAUUGAGGUCUGCAGAACCCUCCAUGUUUUUAGAUAGUCCGAUUUGGGCUGAUGACAAUGUACUGUGUGUGCUUUACUUUGCUUGUAUGUUCAGUCAAGUUAAAGCACACACCGGGAGAUUUGGCUAAAUGUUAAUUGACAAGCACAUUUUUCAAAUUGGGUUAAUGUGAGUGUGGGGGGGAGACGUGGGGGUGCUUCACUCAAAAAAACGUUCACCUAAAUGUGGAAUUCUUUCCUCCAAGCUGCGGAGUCCUGUUUGCAAAGAGAGGAGGAGGAGGAGAUGGGGGUGUGGCAGUGUGAGAGCAGUUAGUGUGUGACCCGCCCAUGUGACCUGCCUGUUGCUGAGAGCGAUGGCAGCUGCUAAGGAGCAGGUCGUCAUGGCGGUGGUUCGGGCGGUCAGUUGGUGUAUGAGGUGGUGUGGUGAGGUACGUUCGCGGGGAUCACAGGCAGAUGCGCUGAGCGCUGUUCCCGCCCGUGCCUGUGGUUUCCUCCGCUUCUCACAAAGGGAACGCACCCAGAGGUUUGUUUUUCAAAUAUGCCCGAGUGCAAGUUACUUGUUACAACUGCUUAUUUUGGGGGAGUGUGGGAUCCAAGUUUAAGGUGUGUAAACAAAUUUGAAAAUUAAGUACAAAUGUUAGGUAUAUUGGAAUCACCGACAAAAAUUAAAAAGUUUGUUUAAAUGUAAGUGUGAGUGGGAGGAAGAUCAGACCAGAACUGUUUAAAUAUCAGCUGCAGGAGUUGAGACUUUCUUUUUGUUGUGCUUUUGUCAAUUGUAUUUUUUUCUUUCCUUGCAGAACUGAGAUGACCGAGUCUUUGCCGAGGACGUCAGGAAGAGUCUCACAUUGAGCAAGGGGACUCCAUUAUUACCACUGAAUGCAGACUGAAAGGUUAUUGGAGCUUGGUCUAAAAAUGUUUCAAAUGUUUAAUUUGACAUAAUUUACUUAAAUUCUGUAACUUUGUCGUCCUUUGUAAAGUUGAGCACAUUGACAGGGACAUGUACGGUGCCCCCUCCCCAACAAAUUGGGCUCUUUCUUUUUAUUUUGGUUGAAUUUGUACAAAUUUGUCAAAUAAAUUCAUUUUACGUUAAAUAUAUCUCUUUUAAUGCAACCCCUUGUUUAGUAUUCUUUUCAGAUGGAUAUGGAGUUGAUGUAGAAAAUGUUUAUGUUGGAUGUUAACCUAUUCUUUUUGGGGGGAAAUGGCUUAUUGUGCACUCAGUGACAUACUUUUCACUCAGUGACAAAAACAAAACUUAAAAAUUCGCAGUGCCACUCAGAUUGUGAUUUGCUAAUCCGGCCGCAAAGCAUUUCAUUUUUCUGUCAAAUCUUUUUUUUUUUUUUUUCUGUCUGGUUUAAGUAUUUCCUAUGACUCUAACCCUCUUUCUUGUGUAUCUUUUGUGCACUAGGCGCAGUUGUGUAGCAGUUGAGUAAUGCUGGUUAGCUGUUAAGAUGCGGUGCAGUGCGGUGGUGACAUGGUGUGGCGUGUUGCGGUGCUGAGUGCCCGGCGCUGUUCCGGGGCUCGACCCUCCGCUGCCGUUUGCCGGUUUGUAAGAUCACAGGUGUGGCAGUUCAUCCAUCCUCUCCUGUCUUGUGACUUCUCCUUCCCUCCAUGUGCUGUACAGAUUCUCUCCUUCCUUUUUCUCUUUAUCCUCCCUCCUUUCCUCCCUCCCCUCCCUCUGUGGUUUACCCACUGUUUAAAAAAAUAGCUGUGCUCGCUUUUUGAAGUUGGGUCCAGUGCGACUCCUAUUGAAGGGUUUAAAAUUCAGUUCAAACUGCUCAAUGAAUAAUUUGUGUAUUGCAUUCCUCUGUUAACCUUUCAUGUCUUGUUAUUGCUUCAGGUGAAUGCUAAUAAACAUUUUUUUGUCGUAAA